Messenger RNA from Cuscuta campestris, 2551 nucleotides. The record is from the annotation of a GenBank genome assembly. NCBI's taxonomy places the organism in Eukaryota, Viridiplantae, Streptophyta, Magnoliopsida, Solanales, Convolvulaceae.
AAGAUUAAAAAUUUUAAAAUUCUAAUUGAGUAUUACUACAAUUGUUUUUUAGAUAAAAAUAAUUAUUACUACAGCUAUUUAGUAGAAUGGAAAAAUGAAAGAGAUAAUGUUAUAACUCUUUUUGAGGAUUUGUUUAAGGAAUAUCAAGGGUUAUACGGUACUGUACAAGAAGAAACAACACCACCUCCGCCCCCGAAAUCAAAAAAAGAUUUUGCUGGCAUAGUCGGUGGCCUUCUUGCAAAGAAAGGGAAACGUGCCUAGUCUUCGACGAGUUCAAGUGGUACAAUAGUAAGCUCGCACAACGAACUUGCUAUGUACCAGGGUGUGCCAUGCGAUUACGAUGACGACGAUGUCGAUUUUGACGUGCUCGGAUGGUGGAAGUGGAACGAACACAUGUUCCCAUGUCUCGGCAUGCUAGCAAGACAAGUGUUGUCCGUCCCAGUAUCAACCGUAGCAGUUGAACGAGAAUUCAGUGCUGGCGGCAACAUUCUAACCGACUACCGAAGUUGUCUUAACGCUGAAUCUCUGGAAACACUGACCAAGGUAUCAGGUACGCUUCUCCGCUAGCGUAUUAGGGAAGCUUCGCCAUAGAGAUCUCCACCAGCGUCUCAUUCUUCCGUCUAUCACACCCGCUUCACAAUCUUCAUGUUUGUUUAGUAUCAAUGGAGAAAAAAUAUCGAGAUCUCCACCAGCAAUAGUGAAGGUACGUUAACGGCUGUCCGAAUUCAGUGGAGGACGAACUCGAAGGUUGUGGCUAGGUAUGUUGGCGAUAGAUUCUGACGAGAAAGACUUAGCCUAGCAAGACCACCAGUUACAGGUCUUCUACUUCAUUCUCUUUUUCUUCUUAUAUUUGAUUCUCUACUUAAUGGGCUAUCUAAUUUUGUAGUUGAAAAAAAAGAAAAUGAUUUUGGCAUCUAGAUUGCAUGCUAUGUGUUUGAUGAAAUUCCUCAACGAAGCUUCUAGGAGUGGGAGAAGCGUGAGUUUUUAUUCUUUUUACAUUAAAUAAAGAUGUGAAUUUUUCCUUUACUUCCGUUUCUUUUGAGAUUAUUUUCUCUGAUUUCACUCAAAGAUCCAUCUAUUUAUCAUUCAUCAUAAUGCUAGAUGAUGUUGGGAUUUUUUUGUUUACGAGAUGUUUGAAAAAUGCUAGAAACCAAUACCAGCUAUGGCAGCUAAAAUGUUUUUUAUGUCAGCAAUAUGGCAGCUAGAACAUCGUGCAAUUCCAUCCGCAAUAACGUCAUAUCAGCUCCCCAGUUAAUAUUGUCUUCCGGAGAUGCAGGUGGUUUUAUAUCCUGGAGAUGGUCGGUAUAAAAUUUUUUGUUUUAUUUUGUCAAAUCUGGGCUUCUCAAAACCAUAGAAAUGCAAGCAGAAUAGGUGACAAUUGAUGGUUUUGUGAACUAUGCAAUUUGUGCUUUCUCCACAAGUAUGGUUUAUAGAUACUGUGUGCUGGGUAUAUCUUGGUCCCUAUUAUUCUAUGGAUUGUUUGGAAUCGUGUAUAAACCUGGCUGCAUAUUAUGAAUGCAUUUCAUAACACUAAAUGUAAUACGACUAAUUGCUCUACUGUCUCCAAGUUUUUUGUUCCAUUUUCGGGUUUGGGUCAAUUUAGCUCUAGGUUUGGAAAAUUUGGGUCAAUUUUCUAAUGUUUCAUGUUUUUCUAUUUUCUAAAUUAGGCAACUCUAUUUAAAUUUAUAAAUUUAGUUUCUUAUUUACAAAUGAACUACAAGAAAGUAUCAGUCUACAUUCGAGAGCGUGUUGUUUGAUUUGGUUUGGUGGUCUACUCUUAAAUCAACAACUUAACAUGCAAUACAUAUUAUAAAGUUACAUUCUAGAUUUUUCUAGGGGGGGGGGGUGAUGCUAGGUAGGAGGGCUCUAUUCAAGGUAGACUUUAUUUUACAAGCAACCGCGAUCUUUGGAGAAAUUGAGGGCGGUGGGGCUCACAACGGGUAGUGCAAAAAUAUUGUGAUAUUUUUUUGUUAUUUUUGCUCAGUUUUGGCUCUCUUUCAUCUCUACAUCUCCUUUGUUCAUUUUUAAUUUUUUUCCAUAUUCUAAGUAGGUAUGCUUAUUAUUGUCAUACAUGCAAAAUGCAUUUUCUCUAUUUGGUUACACAAAGUAAAUUAACAUCAUGUAAGUUUAUUGCUAUUAGAAAGACAAACUACUUUACUCUAAUGACUAUAUUCUUGAUUAGUUGAGAUUAUGAUUACUGUUACAGUUAACUUAUCAUCAUUCGUGAUUAAGUUUCUCUAUUAUUCAUUUCCAUUUGUAUUCUCACAGGUCAUUGUUGCUGCCCCCAAGAUGGUUGAAAAUCAAUGGGAACAUGUCAACACGAUACACUCAUGCACAUGGUGUACGCAUUCACCUAUCUCAAAGACAUGAGUAAAAAGUGAGAAAAAAUAGGUAGAAAUACUUUGUUUAAAUUUAUUUAACUCAAUUUGUCCUUUUAUGUUGUUGAAAGAUUUAGUUGAUAAUAUCAAGUUACUGGCAACAUUAUCUUCAGAUGUUAAAAGUUUAGUGAUUAAGGGUUCAAUGAUUGUUCAGUUGUACUCAUACUGAUAAU